UGUGCGUUGAUUGGACAGUGAUUUCUGUCUACUUCCUGUCUUCCGGUUUCAACGUCAUCUCAAAAACUCUGAUGUGGACACCAUGAUCGGGGAUUUCUUGAUUUUCGGGACUUUGCUGAUGAAUGCUGGAGCAGUUCUCAAUUUUAAACUAAAGAAGAAAGAGUCCCAGGGUUUUGGAGAUGAGUCCCAUGGGCUGACCACAGGGGACAAUAUCAGAGAGUUUCUGCUCAGUCUACGGUACUUCCGGAUAUUUAUUGCCCUGUGGAAUGUGUUCAUCAUGUUCUGCAUGAUUGUGCUUUUUGGAUCAUGAGAAUCCUGAGGACAUAAGAAGACAUAUAUAUUAAGUGUUGUAUAUAUUUUUCAGAAAUGGGGAAAAUGCAUUUGACAAGUUCAUGUCAUUCUUUCUUUUUUACUGAGAACAUUCAAUGCAGAUUGGAGAUUCUGGCAAAUUACUUUGCAAAUCUGUGUAACUGAUUACCGAUUAUGUGUGCAGCAUAAACACACAUAUUGUAAAGAUGUACAGCUUGACUAAGAUUAUUUAGGAAGAUGUAUGUAUGUGUUACACUACAUAUCUUUGAUAAAGUUACCCACCACCAGAGAAUCCUACCCUCAUGUUGUCCUGUGCCAUUUUAUUGACAUAAUUGGCAACAUUGUUUAUUGUAUAUUCAUAGCUUUUAUAAUGUGGCUUAAGGUUGUAACCAUCCACACAUGGUAGACUGUACCAAUAAAGAAUGAACAGCCAGACUCA
Alosa sapidissima (American shad) is the source of this 748-nucleotide messenger RNA. It is a transcript of the gene smim7, whose product is annotated as small integral membrane protein 7. Bases 83 to 310 code for a protein of 75 amino acids. NCBI's taxonomy places the organism in Eukaryota, Metazoa, Chordata, Actinopteri, Clupeiformes, Clupeidae. The transcript is spliced from 5 exons. The record is from RefSeq and is a predicted model, not a curated record.